Molecule: messenger RNA, 2520 nt
Organism: Adineta ricciae
Lineage: Eukaryota; Metazoa; Rotifera; Eurotatoria; Adinetida; Adinetidae
Source: the annotation of a GenBank genome assembly
AUGUUUAGCGAGUCACCAUUAUCCACAGCUCCUCUUCCCAUCCCGUCAGAACUCUCCAUUCUCAGUUCUCCAACAUCGUCCGUAUCGGCGUCACCACUAUCAUCAAUAGCGACUUCGCGUCGAUCGACGAUAACCUCAACAAAUAAUCAACGUUCUGGCUUAUUUUCCUCAUGUCAAUCCAAUCGACAGAUGAAAAUAGGAAAGUAUUUCCUUGAAAGAACGAUCGGCAAAGGUAACUUUGCCGUUGUCAAACUAGCGACACAUUGUGACACACAUCAAAAAGUAGCAAUUAAAAUCAUUGAUAAGUCACGUUUGGAAUCGACUGAUCAUCAAAAGCUCGAACGCGAGAUCGCUGUGAUGAAAUCACUAGUACAUCCAUACAUAAUCCGUCUCUACGAAGUCAUGGAAUCGAAAAAUCUCAUCUAUCUGGUAACAGAAUAUGCAGCAAAUGGUGAGCUGUUAGGAGAUUUAAAAGCGGAAAAUUUAUUAUUGGAUAGUCAUGGAAAUAUUAAAGUAGCAGAUUUUGGUUUUGCCAACACUUUCAAACCAAAUGCAAAACUACAAACGUUUUGUGGUUCACCACCUUAUGCUGCUCCAGAACUAUUCCAAUGUCUUCCAUACUCUCCGGAAAAAGUUGAUGUUUGGGCUCUUGGUGUUCUUCUCUACAUAUUCGUUUGCGGCCACUUACCGUUCGAUAGUAAUAAUCUUGCUGAACUACGAAAGCGUGUCCUCGUUGGGCAGUUUCGUUUGCCUUUCUAUAUCAGUCAAGAUUGCAACUCUUUAAUUAGUCAUAUGUUGACAGUUGAUCCUGCUCAACGUUAUUCAAUAAAUGAUAUUAAAAAUCAUCCGUGGCUAAGUUUAAACCAUUCAGAUAUAUCCCAUUUAACAUCUCCAACACAAUCGAUACCAGAUAAUCAAUUAACAAAUGCGAUCCUAGAUCACGCAGAAUCACUUGGAUACAAUCGAACCCAAAUAUUGAAAUCUGUCAGCGGAAAUUCCUACGAUAGUGAUGCAGCCAUAUGGCAUUUAUUACUAGAAAAGUUUCAACAAACGUGUCAAAUUAAUAACCCUCCAAUUCCGACAACUAUCGAAACAGAUAAAUCAAGUUUGAAUUAUUGCCCACCAAAUACUAAUGGAUCCAUUCGUUCGUGUGAUGUCGAUGAACAUAUUGACGAUCUUGAAACGUAUUCCGAUGAUGAAGAUCAAGAUGAACAAGUCCGUAAUCAAUAUGUACAGCUACACGGUUUACGGCGACAUACUAUUGGUCGACCAGCUUUACCUCUCUACAACAACAAAGUGCCUCCGACCCUCACACCAGACUUACGAUUUGUUCAUCAGUUGAACAGUGUUGAGCCCGCCCUAUUAACAAAUCGACUUUACGAGUUGCAACAACAGUAUAACGCACCACCGACUUCUGACAAUGAUGACGCAGAUCAUUACUAUUCCCAAUUACAAUAUCCAUUAUAUCACCAACGAAAUCCUCAUUCAACAAGCUACAAUGGUUUAUCAGUGCAACCACCGAUGACGGCUGUUUCAGAUAUUCAUAAUCAACCACAAAAACCCAAUCAAUGGUUGUCACCACCAGUUUCCCAUACCUUCAAUAUCAACCGGCGAGCUAGUGACAGUGGAGCUCAUUUACUUCUAUUUCAACAGCAGCAUGAUGUUACUGGUUCUAAUCCGAUCAGUGCUAUCCGACCGACACAAUUACAAUCUCCAGUAUCGAAUAGAUCAUCGCGUGGCAGUAUAACACGUGGGGCGCCAAUUACUCCACCUAUAUUUUCCAUUACACCUGAUGAAACUGAAGAGAAUGAUGAAGAAGAUGAUGAUGAAAGACUUGCACGAUAUCUUAAUCUUGGCAAACGUCAUACAGUAUGUGAACAAGGCUUGAUACUCGGUGGUAAAGUUCGUCGUAGUCCACGCGAAGCUGUCAAAGAUCGUAGUCCAUUGUCGCGUCGCGCCAGUGAUACAACUUCAAAUCUGAUCAAUAGUACAACCAAAGUGUAUCUCGAACGUUUAUAUCACAAUGCAGUCGGAUCAAAAUUGAGUGAUGAUGAUGACGUUACAACAUCUAGUUUACAAGAAUUGCAUAAGCUUCAAAAACAAGUGCAAAAGUAUCCUAUGAGUAACAAUACAAGUUCACCGCUCAGUCGACGGGCAUCAGCUGUCCCAUCACCGACGAGUUCUCUUGGUCUCCAGAUCAUUCGAGAAGAACAUCAAUUGAAUCCUUUCGUCUCGUCCAGAUCACAAAAUAAGUCCUCAUCUUCGUCGUCAUCUUCUGAAGGAUUAUGUAAUAAUGUUGAUGACGAAGAUGAAAUGGAUUGCGAUGUUCAAAAUCAUCCAAUUCCACCGCAACUCUCUCCACAACAACAACCCAGACAAUUCAUUCGACCAUCAACUCAUUCAUUGUAUCGUGUACCAUAUCAUCAUCAAACUCCCCCACCUUAUUAUUGUAAUACAAGUCCAUUACUUGCUCAAUACUUAGUCAUCCCGACGACGACACCGACUUCUUCUACACCGUAA